Molecule: messenger RNA, 1857 nt
Organism: Phaedon cochleariae (mustard beetle)
Lineage: Eukaryota; Metazoa; Arthropoda; Insecta; Coleoptera; Chrysomelidae
Source: the annotation of a GenBank genome assembly
AUGUCAUCUAAAAGAAAACACAGUUCUUCAUGGGCACAUUUCACUGAAGAUACAUCAGAGAGGAAGAGAGCAAAAUGUAAGUACUGUUCGACGUUCAUCAGUAUUGCAGGAGGGUCGUUUGGAAACUUGAAUCGGCAUAUGAAAACGAAACAUCCUCUGAUUCCACUGACUAUCGAAAGGCAAUCACCGGUGGAUGUACCUGAUUCGAAUUCACCCCAAUCGAAUAGAAUUUCGAAAUCUCCAUCGGAAGCAUCACUACCUGCUGCACUUCCUCAAUCGUCAAUUACACAAUAUAUUCGCAAACCACCACCAAUUCGAAGAGUUGAGAAAAUUGAUAGACAAGUGGUCAAAAUGGUUGCUAAAGGUCAUCAUGCUCUUCGAAUUGUUGAUGAAAUAGAAAUGAGAACAUUAAUCGAGAUGGUAUCACAUUGUCCAGGCUAUCAACUUCCCUCGAGAAAAACGUUGUCAACGAAUUUGAUGGUCAAUAUUUAUAACGAGGUGAUGUUGGAUGUGAAAAAAAAAAUUCAAGAUGCUCCUGCAUUAUCUCUCACUACUGAUGGUUGGACCUCCAGUAAUAAUGAGAGCUAUAUUGCAGUAACAGCGCACUUCAUAGAUGCCGACACUAAACUCUGUUCAGCUUUGCUUACUUGUAUAGCUUAUAAUGAAAGGCAUACAAGCCAAAACUUAUGUAAGUUUUUAAAAGAUGUCAUGGUAGAAUGGAAUAUUUCUCAUAAAGUUGCUGCUGUCGUUAGUGACAAUGCCGCAAAUAUAAUUAAUGCUGUCAGAAUUGGUGAAUGGAGGUCAGUCGGAUGUUUUGCUCACCUUUUAAAUCUUGUUGUCCAAGACGCUAUCAAAGACAUUUCAGAUGUUUUAUCCCAAGUAAAAAGUGUAGUUGAGUAUUUCAAUCGCAGCACACAAGGGUUGAAAAAAUUAACAGCGACACAACAGCAAAUGAGUUUGCCUGUUCUAAAACUAAAGCAGGACGUACCAACUCGUUGGAAUUCAACAUACGACAUGCUUGAGCGAAUAGUGCAGGUAAAGGAUGCUGUAAUUGCAACCGUUGCACUUUUACGCUCUGAUUUGAGCAUAAAAGAAGAUAGUUGGGAAAUAAUAGAAGGAGUUUUGCCUUUACUUAAACCAUUUUAUGAAGUCACCGUAGAAAUAAGUGCUGAGAAAAAUAUCACCUUGUCGAAAGUAAUUGUAUUGAAUAACUUAAUUCAGAGUUUUCUACAAAAACAUAGUUCUCAAAAUGAUAAAGUAGUAAGUGUACAGUCAGCUCUGAAAAGAGGAAUGGAGAACCGCUUCAAAGAUUUAGAGAACAAUGUUCUGUACGCUGAAUGUACAGUUCUGGAUCCAAGAUUUAAACAAAAAGGGUUCAGAAACCAGAGAGCUUAUGACUCGAUAAUACAUGGGCUCAGAAAUAAAAUUGGCAGGGUACAAUUACCUCAAAGAGAAGACCAUCAAGCCUCAACAAGUACUACAGCCCAAGACCCUACAUCAUCAAAUUCAGCAGAUACUACAGAAAAAAUAAAGUUUAGUAUUUGGGAGGAGUACGACGAUGAUAUAAAAAAAACCAUCAGACCAGAUAACAAAACUGCGGCUGGUAUUCGUGAACUAGAUAAAUACCUAAAUGAAGAAUACCUUGACAGAAAAAAAGAUCCACUUCAGUGGUGGCAAGAGCGCCGCCACAUAUAUCCUCAUUUGUAUGCAUAUGUUUUGAAAAGGUUUUGCAUUGUUGCAACAUCCGUUCCUUGUGAACGUGUGUUCUCUGCAACAGGACAAAUUAUUCGACAACGUAGAACAUUAUUGAAACCAAACAAAGUUUCAAAAUUAAUUUUUCUGCAUCAUAAUAUGUAG